AAUAAUGCGUAUAACCCAAAAUAACCACAAUCAAAUUCCUCUCGUUCAUUCAUUGAUGCGAUGCAAUCAAAGAUCAGUGCCUUCUUCAAACCCUCUUCUUCUUCUGUUUCACCCAAACCAGCAGACCCACCUCCCAUUUUCGACGACGACGACCAGGAAUUGAGCAUAUGGGAAAAGAAGCAACACCAACAAUUCUCCACCUACAAGCGAAGAGCUCCAAACCCACCAAGGGGUGGGAGUGAGUGUAGUUGGGAUAACCAGUUGGCAAAGACACCCAUUUCGGAUGUCGACUCUCCCAAGCCUGAAUCGACAGUAUUGGGAAAGACAGUGACCAAGAACAAGAAGAGAAGCUAUGCUCAGUACCAUUUAGACUUGGGUCAGUCUGAUUUUCUUCUGCACACGUGUUCCGCAUGCGGAGUCAUGUAUGUGACUGGAGAUGAAGAGGAUGAGAAGGCUCACAAGGGAUUUCACAAUGACUAUACCCGCGGAAUACAAUUCAAGGGUUGGGGCAAUGAGAGGGUUGUUCAUUCGCUUAAAGUUGGAGGAGGUCGGAUUCUUUUGGUGUUGGAUGGUGAUCCUCCUGCUCAGAGGAACAAGGUUGAGAAAGUUGUGACAAUGAUGGAGACUGAGCUUGGCAGUGGGUGGAUUCUGCCCAAGUUGUUUAAGGUGUAUCUGUUUGUUUUGUCCGCAAGAAUUGUAGGCUGUCUGAUUGCCGAACCUAUAACAAAAGCACACAAAGUCCUAUCUUGUGCAGUUGAUGGAAGUUCAAGUUCUGCUAGUACGAAAACAAAUAAAACAAAGUUAACUACUCUCCAGUUUGGGGAAAUCAAAUUUCACAGGGAAGUCAUUAGAAAAGCCCCUUCUGCUCCUGAACCAUUGAAUGAGUGUUUCACUGGUGCUAUCAUUUGUGAAAAGGAAGCAGUACCCGCUGUCUGUGGCAUUAGAGCCAUUUGGGUCACUCCAGCUAACAGAAGAAAACACAUAGCCACCCACUUAUUGGAUGCCCUGAGGAAAAGUUUCUGCAUGGGAUUUGUCCUUGAGCACUCUCAGUUGGCAUUCUCUCCACUAACAUCGGCUGGAAACGCAUUGGUAUCAAAUUAUAUUGGCAGUGGACAUUUCUUGGUGUACAACACAAACAAUGUCGUCUCAUAACACAUAGAUAAAUGGUUGUAGUUGUUCUGUAGGCUGAGUUUUUUGUUUUUUCCUUCUUUUUGAGGAAGAUCUACCCACACUCCAGAUCCUAAUUAUUUUAUAACUCAAAAUCUUUCAGACACUUUUGUUAAAUUAAAAAAGUUAAUAAAAUGCCUGUUCUCCAAGUUUUCAUUCUUACUUA
Molecule: messenger RNA, 1333 nt
Organism: Rosa rugosa (rugosa rose)
Lineage: Eukaryota; Viridiplantae; Streptophyta; Magnoliopsida; Rosales; Rosaceae
Product: protein CHROMOSOME TRANSMISSION FIDELITY 7-like
Exons: 6
Coding region: 61-1152 (363 amino acids)
Biological process (GO): mitotic sister chromatid cohesion
Cellular component (GO): nucleus; chromatin
Molecular function (GO): protein-lysine-acetyltransferase activity
Source: RefSeq, a predicted model, not a curated record